This is a messenger RNA of Psylliodes chrysocephalus, 2508 nucleotides long. NCBI's taxonomy places the organism in Eukaryota, Metazoa, Arthropoda, Insecta, Coleoptera, Chrysomelidae. The record is from the annotation of a GenBank genome assembly.
UAUACAAAUUAACAUCAAAAUGUCAUAGAUAGAAUGUUCCAAAUACUCGAGCUUAUUUAAAUGAUUAUUUUGUUAAACAUAUAAAUAUGGUAACAGUUUACCAAUAUUUAUAAUUCCUUUUUGGAUACCACCAUGAACAGUAUAAGUUUAUGCUCCCUUUUCAUUAUUGUAGCUGCUUCCACAGCUUCACCAGUGUUUAAUUCAACUUUGGACAGUUACAGCGGUUGUAACAUUAAUAGAUACGAAGAUGUAGCUUCAGUUACUGCCAAUUGUAAAAACAUCUAUGUAGGCAGUUUUUCUGUACUGCCUGGAAAAACUUUGAAACUUGCUCUUCAACCUGGUACCACUUUAACCUUUAACGGUAACAUAAAUUUCGGUUAUAUACCGUGGGACGGUCCAUUGAUGUGGAUCACUGGAAACGCCAUUACAGUACAAGGAUCAUCAACUCAUUUAUUGGACGGAAGAGGAGAGAAAUGGUGGGACGGACAUGGUGAUCACAGCAACAAAAAGAAGCCUCAAUUCAUGCUCAUCCAAGCCACCGGCGGCUCAGUCUUCAAAAAUAUCAAAGUUAGAAAUUGCCCACACACUUGCAUUGGAAUCUCUGAUUCGCAUGACUUGACUCUGCAGUACUGGAAUAUCGAUUCUAAAUUAGGGGAUACAAAAGGAGGAGCUAACACCGAUGGUUUCGAUAUUGCAAAAUCGUACAGAGUAACUAUCAGAGACACCAGCGUUUGGAACCAAGAUGACUGCAUCUGCGUCAACCAGGGUCAACAUCUUCUUUUUGAUAACAUGCAAUGCACAGGAGGACAUGGUUUAAGUAUUUCAUUUUACGGAAUCAACGUACAACAAGACUACACAAAUGAUGGCGACACACACAAACCAUUAGGCAAUAUCAAAAUCAAGCAGCUCACUAUGCAGGGCAUUUCUGGUACUUUGGGUGGUCCUUAUUCCCAAAGAGUAUAUAUUCUUUGUGGAGCUGGAGGAUGCAAUAAUUGGAAUUGGAAUGGAAUCAAUCUCAGCGGUGCUACUAAAAGCAAUUCUUCUUCAGACAAUUACAGUGGCUGUAACAUUAACAGAUACGUAGACGUAGCUUCAGUUACUGCCAAUUGUAAAAAUAUAUAUGUAGGCAGUUUUGCUGUACCGCCUGGACAAACUUUAAAACUUGCUCUUCAAUCUGGUACGACUUUAACCUUUAACGGCGAAAUUAGUUUUGGUUAUACACAAUGGACUGGUCCAUUAAUGUGGAUCACUGGAAACAGUAUUACAGUACAAGGAUCAUCAAGUCAUUUGUUGAACGGAAGAGGAGAGAAAUGGUGGGACGGACAUGGUGAUCACAGCCAAAAAAAGAAGCCUCAAUUUAUGCUCAUUCAAGCCACUGGUGGCUCAGUGUUCAAGAAUAUCAAAGUUAAAAAUUGCCCACACACUUGUAUUGGAAUUUCCGAUUCGCAUGACUUAACUUUGCAAAACUGGAAUAUAGAUUCUAAAGAUGGAGACACACAAGGAGGAGCUAACACCGAUGGUUUCGAUGUUGCAAAAUCGUACAAAGUAACUAUCAAAGACACCAGCGUUUGGAACCAAGAUGACUGCAUCUGCGUCAACCAGGGUCAACAUCUUCUUUUUGACAACAUGCAAUGCACAGGAGGACAUGGUUUAAGUAUUGCAGUUGGUGUGUAUAAUACUUACGCUCUCAAUACUGUUCACAACGUUACUUUCCAAAAUUCUGCUGUUCAUAAUUCAAGACUUGGUAUUGCAUAUUACGGUAUCAAUGUACAACAAGACUACACAAACGAUGGUGACACCCACAAACCCUUAGGCAAUAUCAAAAUCAAGGAGCUUACUAUGCAGAACAUUUAUGGUACUUUGAGUGGUUCCAAUUCCCAAAGAGUGUACAUUCUAUGUGGAGCUGGAGGUUGCAACAAUUGGAGCUGGAGUGGAAUCAACCUCAACGGCGCUUCUAAGGUUGAUUAUUGUAAUUUCUCUCCAAAUGGAUUCAAUUGUUAGAAUUACAAUUGUUGCGAAUUAUAUCGAAAAUUAAAAUAUAUAAAAUUGAAAAAAAUGUUUUUAUAUUUAAAAAUAACUAAUUAAAGAAUUGAAUAAAAAUUUAUUAAUAUUACCAAUCCCAGAGGAACUUCAGUGACAUAUUUUUGAUAUCAUUAGAUCACGUGGGAUACAGGUAUAAUUGAAGACCCUGUAGAAAGUUUAAAAUUUGCCCGAAACAAUAGUUGAUACAACGCCUACAAGGCGUCAUCCUACGACCUUUCUCGCCCAUCCUUUAAGAACCCUAAUCCAUAAUUUGAUUUAUUUAGUUUAUCAAAUACCGCAAGACAGACAUUUCCGUCAAAGAACCAUAAUGUCUUUAAUGUCUUGUUUAAUAGAAAUAACAGUACCACGUCGGACCGUCACGUCUACAUAAAAAUGAGUGGGAUUCAUAACUGUAUAGAAUAGAUCUUUUUGUUUAUGAUUCCAUUGUGUUUAUUAAUAAUAAUCUUUAUGCUUUGGUGGUACCGC